Molecule: messenger RNA, 2148 nt
Organism: Vanessa tameamea
Lineage: Eukaryota; Metazoa; Arthropoda; Insecta; Lepidoptera; Nymphalidae
Exons: 9
Coding region: 288-1781 (497 amino acids)
Molecular function (GO): carbohydrate binding
Source: RefSeq, a predicted model, not a curated record
GAUAAAAACUUACGUUCGUAAUAGUGCAAGUGAUAUGUAAAGUGAAAAGAUUUUUAUAUGUUAUAAUUCUGAUAUUAUCUGUGUUUCUUGGUGUACAAAAAUGAAUUUAGUUUAAAAAAAAAACUGUUCUUUUUUUUAUUUGUGUUCAGGAUUGGAAUUGAUUUUUCUUAAAUCCCUAUCGCUUGCUAUGAGAUUAUAUGGACCGUGAAAAUGGUGUAGAAACUUUGAAUCAGUGAAAUGUGAAAAUAAUAAACGAUGUUUUAAGUGACGGACGUGAAGUGGACACGAUGGCUUUAACGAUUUGUUAUCUCAUAGUGAUGUGGAUCUCAAUAAUCCCGCUGCAUCGAGCUGACAAUUUAGAAUUACUACUUGGGACACUCCGAACGCAUCAAAAAGCCGCCUGUGACGAAGAAAUGGUGACCCUCAUAUGUCCAAGGGGAACCACUAUUAGUAUACAAGUGGCUCAGUAUGGGGCCUCUGCUUCUCAAUCAUCCUGCGCCUCUGAGCUGACGGAAUACCAGCCGGUUGCUGUCGAAGUCGUUGGAGACACGUCGUGUGUCUGGCCUAGUGCAUUGCAGUAUUCGUUGUUGCAGACGGUAGUGGAAGCGUGUCAGAAGAAGCGUCAGUGUAAAUUCCAUACCAGCCCUAAAGCUUUUGGAGUAGACCCGUGUCCAGGAUCCCGAAGAUUCGUUGAGGUAGCCUACAAGUGCCGUCCAUAUGAAUUCCGGAGUAAAGUGGGCUGUGAGAACGACGUGCUUCAUUUAAGCUGUAACCCACACUCGAGAGUAGCCAUAUAUUCAGCGCAGUACGGGCGGACCGAGUACGAUUCAAUACAAUGCCCGCAGCCGCGGGGAAUGAAAGAAGAAACAUGCUUGGAGCCCUAUGCAACGGAAACAGCGAUGAGAGAGUGUCAUGGAAAACGGCGCUGCGUUCUGUCUGCGGACAGUAAAAUGUUCGGGAAACCUUGCAGGACUGGAAGCCGUACUUACUUGAAAGUUGUUUACACCUGUGUUCCUCGGACGGUACUGAAGGAGCGGUACGAAAGUGCUCCUGAAGAGGAUGAAGUCGCUCACGAUGCUUCCGAUCUUGAACACGAUGAUGUUGACGAGUCCAAUGAUCGAUGGUGGGGGGAAUCAGCAGUGCCACCAGCACCCGCAGUUGCUGCUGUUCCACCACAAAGACCUUCAAUAUCUACAAACACAACAAGCAGAGAUGAGCCGUCAGCAAUACCACCAAGGCAACAUUUGUCUAAUGAUGAUCAAUUCGACAUGAUGUACGUCUAUAUCAUCGCUGCUGCUGCAGGAAUGUGCUUAAUGUGCCUUAUAAUUGGUGUAGUCCGAUGCGUAAUGCACAAAAAUACCACAGAACAAGCUAAAGGACCCGAUGUCUCCGCUUCCACAGACAUCCCAAACGGCUUCAACGACAGCAUAUCGGAAGUCGAUAACGACAUUAACAUCACUAGUCUCUCGGGACCAGUCGACGCUGUCGACUCGAGUCUAAAGCAGGAAAUGCAAAUCUCAAGCAUGGUGACGAACCUCAGUCCAAAAAUUAAUCGAUACGUUGGUCGACCAGUGCCUAAUACGUAUCCUCAUGUGAGCACAAACAUGUACGGUCAGGUGGCCGAAUUCCCUGUCGAAAUGCCUCUUCGAACGAUGCCUCAUGGUACGCUAGGUCGCGGUGUUGCGGUUAAGACUCUACCUCGAAUUCAAAUGCAAACAGAAACGGAUCCGAAUACGAGAAGUUUAUAUCGAUAUUCAAACGCUCAGUACUACUUCGGGUGACAACAAGACAAUGGACAAUGUUCGGACGUAUCAAGGACUUACUGUUUCUAGUUGGAUCGUGUAGUGAAAAGAACUUUAUAAUGUCCUACUUUUAAAUACAGAAACUGUGAUAUUAAUUGAAACUUUCCUAUUCUACUGAGAACUGUUUUCAAACUGCUGACAUAGAAAGCGCUGUGUUUUUAUCAAGAUUUAAAAUUAAAACUCAGAUAGUUUGUCUUUGAUUCUAUUUUGUUGCUAUUGGUUGGGAACUAUUGCUGAAAAGAGGUUUUAUUGGAAAGGUUUAAGUUGAAUCUAUGCUAUAGUUGGAUUGGAUGUAUUAUAAUUUGAGUAGUUAUUAUUGUAAGUUUUUUAAAAGGAACCAAUCUGG